UCUAAUUAGCCCAAAGAGUUUGACCCUCCUGCUGAGCAAGCUAGGUUGCAUGAACACAUACUGCACUACCUGCUGCUCAAAUGCAGUGCAGUGAUUUCACUCAGCUCAAGUAUUUUACCAAUAUGAGGAUCUAAAAAUAAAUUAGACAGCAAUUUCUGCACAAAGGCAGCAAAAGACUGUUCUCACUUUUAAUACAACCAUUAGUCAGUGUCCAUCAUGGUUCACGGGAAGAAGUUGGUCAAGGAGACGCUGCUGCAUUCUGUGCUGGAGGACAACAACGCGGAGGCAGAAAGUGACCAGCAGCAGGGGGAGCAAAGAGUGAGCCAGACAGAGGUUGACGUGCGUGGGCAAGAGGACCAGCACUCAAGUCCUGAUGGGAAUGCACAUGACAGAGGUGAAAGAGAGGGCAAGGGGAAAGGGGAAGAGGAAGAGAAUGAAGAGGAAGAGCUGGAAGGAGAGCAGAGUGCGAUCUGUGAGGACGAUUACGACACAGAUUUGGAGCUCGGAGGUAAGGAGGAAGCAUAUGACCUGACAGGGCGGUCAUGCUACAUGGAGGCAUGUGAAAAGUUACAGGUGGUACCGGCCUCUUACUUCCUGCAGCACAUGAACAAUAACGAGCUGUCUAUCAAACAUCGCUGUUUGGGACCUCAGGGCACCAAAGCACUGGCGGUUCCCUUGGCAACCAACACUUCAAUACUAAAGUUGAACCUGAGAGAUAAUUGGAUGGAGGGAAUGGGCGGAGCUGCUAUAGCCGAGAUGUUAAAGGAAAACUGUUACAUUACAGAGGUGGACCUAUCAGACAACAAUCUUGGAGAUUAUGGGGCCAAAGCCAUAGCUGGUAUGCUUAAGGAGAACACCACCCUCAUGAGCCUUACCUUGUCAGGAAACAAUUUCACAGACCAGUCUGCUGAAAAUCUUGGUCCAGCUCUUGUCACCAACACCAAGCUACAGCACCUUGACCUCAGCCACAAUGCUCUGGGAGAGCGUGCAGGGCAAAUCCUUGGGGACUCUCUGUCAGAGAACACAGGACUGAGAUCACUAAGUCUGUCUUGGAACUGCAUUACAAGAAGAGGAGCUGUGAUGUUGGCCAAUGGCCUCGGGGGAAACAUUUUCCUUAGAACAGUGGAUCUGUCAUUUAAUGGCUUUAGUAAAGAAGGAGCCGUCGCUCUAGGACAGGCUCUGAAAGAGAACAACGUUUUGGAGGAGUUGGAUGUGAGUAACAAUCGAAUACCCCCUGAAGGAGCCAUCCGUCUCGCCAUGGGCCUUAAAGUAAACAAAACUAUCAAAUCCCUGAAUAUGGGCAUGAACCCCAUCCAGAAUGUCGGGUGCUGUGGGAUCCUCAAGGCUAUACAGGAAAACCCUCAUUCAGCUAUGGAGGCAUUAGAGUUUUCGGACAUCACAUUGAACCAGGAUUUUGAAGGCUUGUAUACGGCAGUGAAAGAAAUAUUCCCUGCACUUACAGUAAAGCAUGGGGGCAGAAUUGGCACAUUCAGAAAAGCAAAGGCUUGAAAAGUAUUAUACUGUAAGUGCUGUACAUUUAUGCCAGAAAAGAUGGAAAGAGUCUUGUCAAAGCCUUGUGGACAUUUUGUCAACAGAUGAACCAAAGGCAGGAUGCCUGCAAGAACAUCAUUUUUAAAGAGAUUACAUUUUUGAUGCCAUUUUUGAGAGCAUAUUCCUCUGAAUAAAACAUGUCUAGAUGAAAUAAAACUUGUUAAAUAUGCAAUCAAAUGAAAAUAAAGAUAAUUCAGAGGUAGUUUUCCAAAAACAUA
Messenger RNA from Monopterus albus (swamp eel), 1769 nucleotides. It is a transcript of the gene lrrc74b, whose product is annotated as leucine rich repeat containing 74B. The transcript is spliced from 10 exons. NCBI's taxonomy places the organism in Eukaryota, Metazoa, Chordata, Actinopteri, Synbranchiformes, Synbranchidae. The record is from RefSeq and is a predicted model, not a curated record. Bases 217 to 1509 code for a protein of 430 amino acids. Gene Ontology annotation, molecular function: protein binding.